Peronospora farinosa is the source of this 705-nucleotide messenger RNA. NCBI's taxonomy places the organism in Eukaryota, Oomycota, Peronosporomycetes, Peronosporales, Peronosporaceae. The record is from the annotation of a GenBank genome assembly.
AUGGAUGACAAUACCGUCACUAAGACACUUUAUUGCAUCCGCCAUGGUGAGUCGACGUAUAAUGAAUGGCGUACGAAUAGCCUUUUAAACUUUUCGUGGAUGUGGAUACGUGACCCAAUGAUCGUCGACGCACCGCUCAGCGUUAAGGGAAAGAAGCAGGCGACACAACUUCAUGAGUUUAUCAAAAGCAGACAAUUGGACGAGAAGAUUCAAGCGAUCAUUACAAGUCCAUUGACGAGAGCGAUUGAAACAACGAUCGGGGCAUUCCCAGAUACAACAAUCCCCAUUUUAGUGGAACCUUUGUGUCGAGAGAUGCUCGACACUGCUUGUGAUAUUGGACAAGGACCGACAGAUCUGGCACAGCAGUUCUUUUCUGAGGACCAUAUUGACUUUUCCUUUUUAGACCCCUUUUGGUGGCUGGAGGCAGAAAAGUUUCCGCGGACGGGACCGGAUAAUGCAUUACCAAUUGACAUCGUGGCCCCCAAGACGGCAGAUGAAGUGUUGGUACUGCGUGAAAGUAAGGAUGAGUUGGACGCACGGAUUCGAGAGUUCGUUGCCAAGUUGGCUGAGAGACCGGAGCAACAUAUUGCUGUUGUUGGCCACUCUUCAUUCUUUAAGCGCAUGCUCGGGAUGAACCACAAACUCAACAAUUGUGAGCUGCAUGAAACGUCGCUGGACGACAUUUGGAUUCGCUAUGGACAGUAA